GUCUUCCUUGUUCAUCUCCGUGCUGAGCAAAUCAUAGCAAGAGUUUGUUAGAAUUAAGCUUCCUUUGGGUUCUUCCACCGUAAAUCGAACUUUCCAGGCGUUCUGCAGCACCUCCGAAUGUCAUCUUGUUUGGAUCAUCAAUAAUCAUCAGAACGAGCGGUUGAACAAUAGGCUUCUAUCAAUGGGGGUCUCGUUUAGGGUCUCUAAGACCGGCACAAGGUUUCGGCCCAGAAUACAAGCUCAACCCACUACAGACGCCGCCGCUGACGAGGAAGACGCCGUCUCCGAUGUCCAAUUUCAGAAGCAUAGAAAUUCAACUCCGCCUCUUCAUGAUACGACUUCCGCAUCCGCUGCUAGGAGGGUCUCGACUGAGGUCACUGAUGUCGACAAUCGCACUUCUGGAGUCUCUGAAAAUGAAGUAUCAUUCUCACUGAACCUGUAUCUAGAUGGUUAUUCUAUUGGGAAAUCAUUAGAGAUUGAUCCUUCUGGCAAUGCUCCAAGAUUUUUACAUCCAUAUGAUAGGGCAUCUGUAAUGCUCUUCUCGGCAAUUGAGGCUGGCCGAUUACCUGUUGAUAUUCUGGAUGAUAUACCGUGCAAGUAUAUCGAUGGUGCAAUUGUUUGUGAGGUUCGAGAUUACAGGAAAUGCAUGUCUGAAGCAGGACAAGGUUCAGAUCCAGUAAAUCUUUAUCCUCUUAUCACUAAAGUUUGCCUUAAAAUGUCAUUGGAGAAUGUUGUAAAGGAUAUACCAUUGAUUUCUAAUGGUGCAUGGACAUAUGGUGAUAUGAUGGAAGUAGAAUCCAGGAUAUUAAAAGCUAUACAACCUGAGCUUUGCCUGAAUCCAAUCCCAAAGUUAGACAAGCUCUGCAACAGCUCAGUUUCCUCAAAGUUGAACUUGGCAAUAAGCACAAUGCGGAGGAAGAGGCUAAGGGAGAUCUCAAGGUCAGGGGAUGCUGGGGCCAUAAUGCAGCAGUCUGCUUAUGGAAAUGUACAUUUACAAAGUAUUGGUCCAAACAAUAUGGAAGCAGCAAGAACCAACAAUUUUUGUUCUGAUGUCUCUAUUCCACCCGCUUCGCCUUUGGUAUCUAACCAGUUAAAUCAUCAAAUAGGGACCGGUAGUCCAAGAACUAUGCAGGAUCAAAGGCCAGUUGUCAUAGAUUCAUCAGCGGCUUCUCCUGCCAUGCCAGACACAAUGAGUUCUGGUCCUCUACAUGGCAAAAGAGAGAAUCCAGAAGAGCAAUCUCAUUCUCUUGCUAAUUUCAAUAAGAGAGCAAGAUUUUCAAUAAUUGCCCAGGAUGGCAAUCAAAUGCAAAACGCAGGGCCACAAAUAGAUAGUUUUGAUGGAUCCGAUUCACACUGGAGGAAUACACUAUUACUGCAGAGGGGAGUUCCAUAUUCUAACACUGGCCCGCAGAGGUUUUCACAGAAAAUGUUUGAAAGGGGUAUGAACCUUCAUGAAGCUGGAAUGCCAUCUGGUGUUGGGCAACAGGUGGCAAGAUAUGGUUUGAAGGAAGAACCCUCUGAGUUAGAGAAGCCAGUAGGACCUAGUAGAAACGAAAUGCAGGCAAUGGACACGGAUAUGAGUCAUAUAGAUCCUCAGGUAUUACGGCAACACCAAAAAGCAGCACAUCAGUUCUCCAGGUCAGGUCUCCCUCAGACACAGUGGAACAAUGCAAGUCAGCCCCUUGAGAACAGUGCCAGAAAGGAAGAUUCGUUCCAGAAGAGGAAACAAGUUCAAAGUCCCCAUUUUUCUGGCGGAGGUUUACCUCAAUCUCCUUUAUCAUCUAAAUCAGGUGACUUUUCCAGUGGUUCAGUAGGUCCUCACCAAUAUGGCUCUGCAGUGACAAGUGGACUUGCAGUGUCCCUGAAGGAGAAGCCUGUUUCUCUGCCGGGAGGGGCAACAUCUUUCACUUCUGGUGUGAAUGAUUCCAUGCAGAGACAUCAUCAAGCUCAGAUUGCGGCAGCAAAACGUAGAACCAAUUCUCUCCCUAAGACUCCUGCAAUGAGCGGAGUUGGUUCCCCGGCUAGUGUUAGUAAUAUGAGUGUCCCAAUAAAUGCAUGCAGCCCUCCUGUUGGAAACCCACCUUCGGCUGAGCAAAUCAUGCUAGAGAGGUUCUCCAAAAUUGAAAUAAUAGUGGCAAGGUAUCAACUUAAUUCCAAGAAGAAUAAGGUGGAUGAUCGCCCUAUGCAAAAACCAUCUGUGUACCCAACUCAGGCGAUUCAGAAAUAUUUUUCUAAUGAUUCAAACAAUGAGACCAUCAUUGAUGAAGUCUCUAAAUUGUCGAAGACUGUUAUUCAGGGUAGUGCAAAUGUAUGCAAAAGAAGAGUAUUGGCUUGUACACAGACAGAGCGCAUGUUUCAAGUUGUCCCAAAGGCACAUAUUAAAAUGAUAAUGUCAGAGAAGCCUAGUGAUGGCACUGUUGCUAUGUAUAUUGGGGAAAUUGAAGAUAGUGAGUACUUUGCUGUCGAGGAUUACCUACCUACGUUGCCCAAUUCUCAUUUUGCAGACUUACUAGCUUCACAGUAUUCCUCACUGAUGAUCCGUGAAGGAUAUUAUGUAGAAGAUAAUGUCCAAUCAAAACCGAAGCGUGUUCCUCAUCAGCAACCCUCAAGUAGUCAACAACCUAAUAAUAAUAUGCAUGGACUUUCUCCGGGAAACGACAUGCAACAAUAUUCUUCCGAUGGACUUCCUUUGGGACCACCCCCUGAAAAUUCCAAAUCACCUAACAGUGUUAAUGCUUCUUUCAACUCAAACAUUCAAGGCACAAGAUCUCUACCCCCUGGGAGUACACAGUCAUUACAACAACUACCACAUAGGACACAUGAAUCUGAGAUGCUGCCACCUCAGCAGCAACAGCAACAAAAUCAGCAGCCGUCUUUGAUUCAACCCCAGCAGCAGUUCCAAAGAUCACCAUCCAUGAUGAUGGCUGCUAAUCAUUUGAAUGGAGGAGGAACUACUAACCACUUGUCUAAUAAACCUUCCCCCCUCCAACUUCAGAUCCUACAACAACAUCAACAUCAAAGGAAAAUGAUGAUGGGUCUUGGAAAUGUGAGUAUGGGAAACAUGAACAAUAGUAUGGUCGGGCUUGGUGGACUGGGCCAUAAUGUAAUGGGCAGCAUGGGUGUCAGGGGGGGCUCUGGGAUAUCUGCACCAAUGGGUUCUAUUCCAGCAAUGGGCAACUUGGGUCAGAACACAAUGAAUGUGGGCCAGGCAUCAAAUAUUGCAGCGAUGCAGCUUCAGUCCAAUCCAAUCAUGGCGUCAAAGUUGAGAAUGAUGAACAGAUACAACAUGUUGGGGGGGAGUCCACAAUCAAGCAUUGCAGGUAUGCCUGGAGGAGGUAGACAAAUGCUUCCCACCACAGCUGCUAGUCUUUCAAUGUUGGGACCCACUGUUCUUAAUCGUGGUAACCCAAUGCAACGGGCACAGUUGGCUACAAUGGGCCCACCCAAGUUGAUGUCGUCCGGGAUGAAUCUAUACAUGAAUCAGCAACAGUUGCAACAUUUUCAACAACAGCAGAUGCAGCAACGACAGCAGCAGCAGCAGCAGACACAACAGCAACAACAACAACUAGAAACACCGUCUUCUCCUCCUCCUCCUCCUCCACAGACCGUAGUAGCUACGCCACCUCCACAAGUAGUCGGGUCACCAUCAAGCAUGGGCAUCAUCCCGCAACAAAUGAACCAGCAACAACAGCAGUUGAGCCCACAGCAGCAAAUGGGCCAACGAACUCCCAUGAGCCCACAACUCAGUUCAGGGGCUAUACAUCAUCAUCAUCCCAUGAGUGCUGGUGGUAAUCCAGAAGGAGGAGCUUGCCCGGCCAGCCCACAGCUUAGCUCUCAAACCAUGGGGUCUGUUGGCAGUAUGUCCAACUCUCCAAUGGACCAACAGCAGCUGCAAGGUGUGAAUAAGAGCAAUUCCGCAAGUUAGUUAGUUAGUUACUAUAUUGUAUUGUACUAUAAGUUUCUCUGUUUUUUGGGUUAACAUGUUACGUGCCAUAUAUAUCUUAACUUUGUAAUAUUAUCAUUAUUAGGGUGAGACUAAAUUCACGUCCAAAUUAGCUAUAUCCAUACUUUUCCUCUAAAUUUGCUAAAUUCACACCAAUGUCAAACUUAUAUUAAUGAGUGUGUAUUGACCAUAUUUAGGUGAAAAAUGUGGAUAUAUCCAUUUUGGGUGUGGAUUUAGCAACACCCUUAUUGU
Cuscuta campestris is the source of this 4195-nucleotide messenger RNA. The record is from the annotation of a GenBank genome assembly. NCBI's taxonomy places the organism in Eukaryota, Viridiplantae, Streptophyta, Magnoliopsida, Solanales, Convolvulaceae.